Molecule: messenger RNA, 4425 nt
Organism: Orbilia oligospora ATCC 24927
Lineage: Eukaryota; Fungi; Ascomycota; Orbiliomycetes; Orbiliales; Orbiliaceae
Exons: 3
Coding region: 1-4425 (1474 amino acids)
Molecular function (GO): DNA binding
Source: RefSeq, a predicted model, not a curated record
AUGGCGCCUCGACAAGAGGCGGCACCUUUUGUGCCAUUAAGUCCGACCAUCAACAUACCCCUGUUGGUUUCCAGUACACCGAAUUUCAAAUCCGUACAAAGAAUCGAUGCUCGUCGAAUAAACCCUACCAGUAUCGAAUCCUUACAGGCUAUGAUUCAUGAACAUGUGGUUCUUAGAGGGAUACCGAUUGUUAUUGAAAAUUGGCAUUUGAGGAGUGACUGGCCGAAAUGGAUGUUUUCGGUGGAUUGGUUAAAGUCGAACCAUGGUGCUGAUCAGGUUAACGUCAGAGACAUACCGAACAAGACCGAAAUUCCUAUGACGCUGGGUCAUUACUUAAACAACUUAGCGAAAUUAACUUCUAAGUUCACACCGAGCAACUACGAUGGCCGACAACAGAGACUAUACGGAAAAGAUCUUGAUUGUCCACCAGUUUGGAGAUCUGGACUUGCGAAUAUUAUCCCAGAAUCCACGUUCUACCUAUCCACCCGUGCCGACCUUAUGUCUUCCCUACCAAAAGAAGCUCGAGCCGAGAAUAUGAUGUGCUACGUCGGACAUGAGGGCACAUACACACCUGCGCAUAUGGAAAUGUGCGCUACUCUUGGUCAGAAUAUCAUGGUUGCAGCCUCCCAGGAAGGUCCAAAUAGUGAGAAGGGAAGCAGUUUAUGGUUUAUGACACAAAUGGCCGACAGGGAUGCGGUUGCGGAGUAUUGGACUGGUACGCUAGGUCAUGAUCUUUCGAUCGAAGCGCAUUUCGCCAGCAUAGAGGAUCUACGGGCUGCGCCAUUCACGGUAUUUGUUUUGGAACAGAAAGUAGGAGACUACGUGCUUGUUCCUCCUCUGGCGCCCCAUCAGGUCUGGAACAGAGGGACGACCACUGUUAAGGCUGCAUGGAACAGGGUAACUGUGGAUACUUUAGAGCACGCUCUUCGAGAAGCGCUGCCGAAAAUUCGCUUGGUCUGUCGGGAUGAGCAGUAUAAAACCAAAGCGAUCGUAUAUGAUACCCUCAAGAACUAUACCAAAGCUUUGACGAGAAAUGACGAAGCUGAGUUGAAGCUAUUUCCACCUACUAUAAAAGAUGAUUUCAUUAGGCUUUACAACCUCUUCACAAGCAUCUUGAUGAAUGAGUGCUUCUCGCCGUUAUUGCCGAAGGAAAAGAAGGUCGACGUGAUUCCGAACGAGUAUAACAUCACUUGUUCAUUUUGUCGAGGUAAUAUUUUCAAUCGGUUCCUCUCGUGCAAGCGCUGUCCUCCAUCCAUGCAGGAACUUGAGGAUGACCCUUACGAUAUUUGCAUGGAGUGCUACGCUAGGGGGAGAAGUUGCUUUUGUGUUAGCGGGCUUUCGUGGGUCGAACAGCACCCCUGGGUUGAUCUUCUUACAAAUCACGAGAAGUUCAGGGAAAUGGUGAUUAGAAUCUUGAUAGAGAAAGAGAAAGAAACCGAAGUGCCCGAACAAAUUGCCGAGCCACCACGGUUCCCUGACGCUCUUGCGAAUAUGAGCAAGGAGAGGAAGGGUUUGGCACGAGUUUGUCAAGAAGCCCUCCAAACGAGGCCCUAUCUUGAUCCAAAUACUAUUGAUGAACUAGACGAUGAGAAGGAGAUAGCUAAAAAGAAGAGGGAGGGGAAACUGCUCAAUUGUCACACGUGUGGUUAUCGACACCCAAACUGGAAGGCAAUGCUAUGCACAAACAAGGACUGCGGCAAGGCCUACUGUUUUGGAAACCUGUGGCGAGCGUAUGAUAUGGACCCUUUCGAUGAUUGUUUGGCAAAACACCAUUGGAAGUGUCCCGUAUGCUUAGGCUUCUGCGCCUGUGGCAGAUGUCGUAGGAGACCAAAUUAUACCCCGUACACUCCUAAAGGCACGAUUUUAGGUGCUACUACGAAGCAUGUUGCCGACGUUCGGAGUAUAGAAAGUUUAGUGGACUUCAGUAAAGGGAAUGUUGGGUGGUUGCAAAAUGGUGUAAGCGGCGGUAAGCCUUCGCAAGAUGAUGGGCAUGGCGAGAAUGGCGAUGCUAUGUCGAAAUGGGGCCCUACGUUUGGAGCUACGGAUGGUGCGGAACCAGACACAGCUGAUCAAGGGGAGGACCCUGUGUUCCCUGCGGAAUUCAAUGAUCGUAAUAUUGUUGCCACGCCUGCUGGGUAUAAAGCACACUUCAGCGCAGCCGGUCUCGAUGUUGCUUCGAUUCCUAUUGAUCCCGCGCUUAGGAUUUCCAGUUAUAUGGAUUCCUUCAGCUCCUCUAACAGAGAGCAAAACGGAGAUUAUCUUAGGCAAUUUGAGAAUCCUCCUGAUAUUCCAAUUUCCCCUCGGAGAUUUAGUAGACCAGAGCGCUCUGGUAUCACCCCUCUACAUAGUGACGGUAUUGAGUCCGCGCAACGACAUGAAGUCCAUGAACCCAACAUUAACCCUGCACUCAUCGACGGCUCGGCGUCUGCGCAAGAAUAUGGGCACCAAAAUAAUGGAGCACACGAAUACCAAUCAUGGGGAGGGCAGCCCCAAGAUGCCCCAACACCAGGUCUUUCAAUAUUGGAGAAAGACCCGCUAGCAUUUCUUGCGGCCGCCGGUUUGCGACAUUCUCAACAGCAAGAACAGGGGCUGGAUGAUUACGGUAACCCUUAUCAUGACUCGUACCACCACUAUGGAGAGCAAGUAAUUCAUCCAACUGAAACAUUUGGUGGAUCCGAUGAUGAACAAGACGCACCGAGUGAGCCUUACGGCCUGACAGGAGUAUUCCAUCAUUAUCAACCUGACAUUGACCCGUCCUUAGAGGGGGAGAAAGGGAAGGGUAAAUCCAAAAAGCAAAGCUUAAGUAAGAAAGAACGAAGAGAGAGGGUACAGGGAGACCUUGAAUAUGAAACGGUCGAAAAGGGAACAGUCGCGGAUUGGGUUCUUGAUAGAACUAAAAAGGGAAAGAAGAGAAAGGGAACACUUAUAGUGAGGCUGAAGAUCUCUCCGGAGGCUUGGAGACGGCAUGAUUCCAAAAUCGCUAAAGAGAAGGAGGAGAAGGCGCAAAAGUUGGCUGCGAAACUUGGUUUCGACGAUGUUGGAACAGAUUUGACGCCCGAUCCGAAACGGCGGCGUAUAGAUGGGGUAGCGGGUUCGCCUGCCUCUAAGAAGAAAGGAGGACGACCGCCAGGGUCACGCAAGAUUUACGCUGAUCUUUCGGGGGAUGAGGCGGAUGGCCGACGGCUGAAUGAAUUGCUAAGUGACGAGGAACAAGAGGUUAUGCCGAAGAAGUCUAGGAGAAGUACUCGAACCGGAGAGCUGGUGGACGGCCUCACGUUCGAACCAACUCGGAAAACACCUCUGAGUAAAUCGUCACGGCUGAAGGGAAGCACCUUGACGCCAUUAUCCUCCAAUUCGAGGAAUAAAGCUAUCCACUCGCCUGUCGCUUCUGACGGCGAUGACGACGAUGACGGUUCUGUUGAUGCAGGCCCCGCUCUCAUGGGUACUGCAGCUUCGCAGAAACAACCCGCAAAGAGCGGAGCUGAAUUAUUAGGGUAUAACCAAGCGGAAAUUGACAAGGCCCUGCGUGAUGCGAAGCGUAUGGCCCUCGCAGCGGCAGAAGGACGAAGUCCCCCUCCACUGUCGGUUUAUAGCUCGGAAGCUCAGAGCCGCGCGGGAAGCGAGGAUGAGGAUGAACCCGAAUCUGAGCCCCCGUUCCAGGUUGCUAUUGGGCUGAGAAAACCAGAAAGAAAUGAGAGUGCGUCCGAAGAUGAAGGUUCGAUGUCACCAGUUGUUGGAGAUAUUCGCAUUCCGCCUGCAGCGCGAAACAUUGUUCCCAAAACACCAACUGGCCCAAACCGCAAGCCUGGGCCCCGACCUUCUAGACCGCUCUCUAAGCGUGGCCGUCCAGGCCGCCCUAAGAAAGCAGAUGGCGACUAUGUUGCACCUAGAACAGCUAAGGCUUCAUCCGGUAAUGGGUUUACGCCGAUCAACAAUCGGACACCAGCGGCUCCUGUAGGCUCUGCCAAACGAGGGCGUCCUCGAAGAGAUUCUGCCGCCAAUGGAAAUGCUUCGCCCGAUGUUAAUUCGACCCCUGCUGCUUCCCCACCUGCGAAACGUCCUCGACGAGAGCCAGGUACCCUAAACGAACCGACACCUGUCGAUACUACCCCUAAGGGUCGUGGUCGGCCAAGAAAGAGCCUAUUGACACCGACGGAGCCCGUGGCUAGGGCUGCGUCACCGGCUCCUUCGCCUGCGAAGGCUUCGUCAACUAAGAAUUCGACUCCAAAGAAAAAACCUGGCCGGCCCACACGAUCUUCUCUUAGUGGAAUCGAUACUACCGCAUUGAAAUCUGCCAAAUCAACCCCAUUUGUACCAAUCUUUAAUCCCGCAGGGUUAGACGCAUCUAGGAGCCGCAAUGUUAUAGAAUUGAUGAGGCACUCCCCACCUCCUGCUGGAGACGAUGAGGAUGACGACUGGCUUUAA